This is a messenger RNA of Durusdinium trenchii, 5148 nucleotides long. The record is from the annotation of a GenBank genome assembly. NCBI's taxonomy places the organism in Eukaryota, Dinophyceae, Suessiales, Symbiodiniaceae.
AUGGAGUUGGAGGAAGAGUCAGAGGAUGAGUUUGAGACUCAAUCUUUGGCUCCGUCCGAGAUCGCCCCUUCCGAGGAAGGGGAUGAGAAGGGACGACAGAAGAAGCGUGGUUGGGGCGGAGCAAAAAAGUUGCUUGGCAAAGGCUUGAAGAAGAUUAGAGGCAAAAGUUCACAAACUGGAAGCCUGACACCUCCAGUUGCAACGUCACCGGUCAGCUCCUUUGCAUCCACCCGCAUGGCGAACAGGACUCCGUCACCUUCAAGGCCGCCAACGCCAAAGGAGUUAAUGGUUCAGGCUUCAAGUGAUGAGUUGCUCCAUGCAGCGGAAGGCAUCCAGUCGGCAGCGGAGGACUUGGACAAGGAGACCAUGAAGUGCAAAGAAUAUGCGGAGGCGAUCUCAGAAUGCAUGGCAAUGCAUCGGGGUGGGCCCUUGCGGGCAGCACAAGAGGCUAUUCGAGAAGGAGUAUGCGCUCUUGAGGAAUGGGCUGAUGAAGUUCAAGAAGCCGCGGAGCGUGCAGAGCUUCAGAGCUUGGCCACCUCAGUCGGUGAUGCUCCGUCAAGUGACAGUGACCACGAAUGGGAACCUGAGGUUCUGUCAAGGCCUUCAGAUGAGGCUGAGGUGCAAUCUGUGGAUUUCUUGGACCAGAUUGCAAGGGACAUAAAGGCUCUGCUGCAACAGUUGUCGCCUGAACUUCUGCUGCGGCAUCUGAGGAAAAGAAGCAACAGCUCAGGAGACGCUGGCGAGAACGCGAUAGAGGAGCUGUCGGAGGAGGAGCUCCUAGCUGAGCUGCAGCACUUGAGUGACAUCAACGACAGCCUGAAGCUUUCCGCCCAAAGCAUGGGCACCACUGCGAUAGCCAGCCGACUCCGGCACUUCACUGCUGCACUCGAAAAGAAAGCUUUGUGGCUGGAAGACAUGACAGCUGCAGCUACUAGUGCUCGCAGGCACUAUGGGUCAUAUGCUAGCUCCUGUUCGUCAUCCGCUUCAGGGUCGGAAGCCCUCGGGGCGUCGCAGCAGACGAGCUAUGCCACUGCAUUGGCAGAGUCGGCCGAGUUGCACUCUCCCAAAGCCGCUGAGGCCUCAACCGGAGUGGAAGGAGGCUCAGCCAGACCAUCGAUGACGGAAAUUUCAGUCAACAGGAGCCGGGAUGUUCCAGAAAGCAGUACAGGUGAAGCUUUGUCGCCGUCAUUUGGGGCUGUCCGAAAAGGAUUUCUGGAUGAUCCCCUCAGAGAAGGGGCAGAUGCUGUUGAUGCUGUUGCCGAAGUCACGCUGAACCCCUUCGAAGACACGAAUCCGUUUAAAAGUGGCUCUGGCUCUGAGCCCACGAACCCCUUCGACACAAGAGAGAACUGUGAGAAAUCCAACCCAUUUACGACCACCACUUCAGAGGAACCUGAAGGUACUGACAAUCCCUUUGGUGAUGUCGAGUCCGAGAAGGGCAUCGAAGGUUUUGCCAGCCCUCUGCAAAAGGAAGUGAAGGAGCUUCGGUCUGAUGUGACUGAGAGUCCCGCUAGUUUGACAGAGGCUUGUGCCUACAGACCUGCCUUGCCAAACAAACCAGCAUAUGUGGAAGCGCUGUCGAAGUCGGAGCCCAACAGCCAGCCAAGUACACCUCGGGUCACAUCCAUGACCCCAGGUGCUGCAUCCAGUGUGCAGGUGUGGCAGACGUCUCCUCGACAGCUUCAAAGUGGGCUGGCAGGAUGUCUUUGCAAUGUGCAGUCUCCUAGCCAGAAAAGCAACGAGCUUGAUGAUGAACUGAAGCAGGUCAUUGAUGCACCAAGUUUGGAGGCUGCUCUGGCCAAAAGUGAUGCAGCUCUCGCGAAAGGCCGAUUAGGCAACGGAGACUACUGGAACUGGGAUUGGAGAGAUCAUCUAGCGGAGGAAGCGCACCAACUCCUUCGUUACAGCAGCCAUUCACUCUCAGAUCUCUUGACUGAAGAGGACUGGGGAUACUUCUCGUAUGAGCUGCUGCUUCUAUGCCGACAUCUUCUUCGAGAAGGCCCAGCUCUUGAUCAAGUUGCAGCUCUUAUCCCAAUUUGUCGUGUUCGUUUGGGCAUCAAUACUCAGCUUCAUCACCAUAUCGUGGAGCUUUCUCGACCAGACAGUGAGGCGUUCUCUCCGCUCGAUGUUCGGUACAGGGCGGCUUUGCUCCUGCGGCUGUGGUCACAGUGGGAGACAUUUGAGUAUGCCACUGUAGCAGAUCCUUCCAAAGACUGGACAGCGCAGUGGAUUUACAUGCAGCUGAGAAUCCUGAGGGGGAGUGUGAUUGAACGGGCCAUGCAACUUCACCAAGAAGGAUGUGAUGAUGUUGCUUCGUGCAGGCGCUGCUUCCAAGCAAUCAGAGAGCUGAAUCAGAUUGCGCUCAGUGGUGACUGGGGCCGCCCACAACCAGUUGAUAGGCUGAGUGAAGUUAGCGGCAGACGUCUGCUGACAAACCUGUGCAGCGAAUUGGAUGUGUUGGCGCCGGGCGAAAGCUGGUCCUUCAACGUGGUUUUUGCAGCUCGAGUCUUCAGCACACUCUGGCGUGCUGCAACUGACAACGAGGCGGAGGAUUGCCUCAGCCUUGAUGCUCCCAAUGCAGCUGCUGCAUUGCUUUCUGGGCUUCACCCACAUUUGGCUCCUUUGCAGCUGGGAACCCACGCUUUGCUCCUUGCGCAACAGGUUUGGGCGGCCGCUUUCUCUUCCGGUGCUCAGCUCUCGGCACAAGCGCUGGUGAUGUCAGAAAGCAUUGUCAGUGACUUCUCACGGUGGCUGCAGAAGACGCCAGUGGAUGCAGCUUCAUGCUUUGCCCGGCAAGGCGUCUCCUCCACCCGCAAUCUGCCGCUGGAAUUGGUGGCCAAACGUUUGUUGACGGUGGACUUGAGGGACCAGCUGAUCCAGACGCUGAGGGACUAUCGCCGGCAUUACGAGCCUGUGGCCUUCGCGCCAGUCUUGCGGCUCUGGGCCCGAUGCUACAGAGAGAUGCGGUGCUCAGAACUGGCCGGCAGAGAUCGACGCACAAGUGAGGACACAGAGCUUGAGCAGGAUCCAGCUCUUUCCGAGAAGGCCACGUUCAUGAGAGAUGAGGAAUCUGAAGAGCUCUUGGGACAGUUUGGGCAAUGGUUCGUAUGGGAGUCCAGCAGCAAGGCAGCUGAGCUGGCUUUGCAUCCCUUUGACGAACCACCUCAGGUUCCACCCGGCGAAGAGGCCUGGAAACGACUUGGCCCCAAAAUCAAGAACUACCUCCAAGGACUCACUGGUGCAGUGCAAUCCUUGCUGGAUGAGUUGGAAUGCGAGAAGUCCUUCUACAAUGAGGCUUGGGCUGCACAAGGACUUGGCUCUCGGCAUUUGUCGGUGGCAUCAAGUGCUAUGGUGGCAGCAGUGAGACCUCGUGUGGAGCGGCUCAAGCUGGGGGUGUGGCCAACGGAGUCAUCUGUGCUGGAAGUGCCACCUGGUGGAGGGCGACUCAUUCAAGUGCUGGAGGCCUUGGACCGGGAAGCCAGCAGGCAUCGUGAGUCUAAAGCCAUCUUUGAACCUCUGGUGGACAUCCUUGUGCCUCACGUUACUGCGGCGCUGACGCACAGCCUGAACACCUUAGACAGGGACAUCACCUCUCAUGCCUUGGACGGCAACCCGGAUGCGAUCUUUGUUCCUUUGCAGCCACCAACCACGAUCUUUUGCGAGGCAGUAGUGACACUCUGGAGAUUUAUCCACGAUGCUUUGGAUGCUCCCUUGAGCCUUGGAUUGCCUGUGGACAUUGUUACAAGCCCCUUCAUGGUCUUUCUCAAGGAGGUGUUGCCUCGCAGCAGUGAGCGGCUCUUGCGUUCUUGCGAAAAAGGAGAAGCGUUCAGGAUGUCCAGUCGAGCUGCCAAAGUUGCUGCGGAGCUCAAGUACACCAAUUGUCAAAUUGACUCGGACCAGGAGGAGGUGGCUGGCAAGGCCGAUGACACAAAGCGAUCUGGGAGGAGCAGGAGAAAGCUUUUUACCAGAGCUGACAGAAGCUUCGUGGAAGAAACAAAGAAUGUCACGCUUGAGGCCAAUCUGCUGGAAGUGAAUCCACAAGUGGUGGUGACAUCUGUUCAACAGGUCAUGGUCCGCCUGGCUUCCAUCGGAUUCUGCUGCGGCGAGCUGGCUGAAGUCCAGGCGAAGCUCUUCAAGAUGAUCAAUUCUGGAGAUGAUGAUGGCUGUCCAACGGCUCGCCACAACGAAGCUCGGAUGCUGAUUUGUGAGGAGCUUCCAGACUUGCAGGAAACCCUGUUGUAUCAGGGACAGACGUUGGCCAGGUAUCUGGCAGCUCGUUUGGUUUACCACGAGUUGCGGUCAGAGCUUUUCGAAAAGCUCUACUUCAAGACUCCUGUGAUGACCACAGGUCCGGGUAGCCCAACGCCGUCUGCAAGCUUUACACCGGGGAGCUUCACACCCAGGAGUGCCACACCAGGUGCGGCCACGAAUGCAACAACGGGCUCAUUCCUCCAAGAGGGCGGAGCCUUGCUGACACUGAAGGAUGUGGUCCUCAGUCGGCAAAACAGCUUUCUGAGCUUGAUUGAGCAGACCCCUACCAUUCUGCUCGUGAGCUUCGUGGGCGAGCUGGGCAUUGAGUUGACCCAUGCGUGGCUAUAUGUAAUUGUCGACUACCUUCGCAAACAGAAGCUGGACCAGAUUUAUGACUACCUGGAGAGCGAUCAAGAAGCUUUAAGUCGAUCGAUUGAAUCGAUGAUGCAAAUGACACGCAAACGGGUGCAGACUACAGCUCUAGGAGGCUUGACCCAUGAGGACUGUCGGAAUGUGGAGAAGAGGCUUGAAGAGGUGCAGCGGCUCUCACAGUGCUUGAUUGAAGAAAUCCACUCUCGAACGGCCGACGAGCUGGCUCGCUAUGCGGCGAAGGUUCGAGGAGAAGCAGAUGGCGAUACCUUCGCACGUGAACGGUCCACAACACCACCCCCAGGUGUCAAACCCCAACCCAGGUCUACAUCUCCAGCAAACGCUCGGACCCAAUCAUUCCCCCACGGUGAAGUCCUGCUUUCCCCGCGGUGUCCCUCUCCGCAGCUGCCGGACAGCCCAGAUGGUGGGAGUAGCAAAAGGUCUGCGAAGCAGUUGUUUCAACAAGCGUGGAAAGCGACAAAGCGGCUUGGCAAAGGGCACAAAGAAAAGCACGAAGGGCACAACUAA